UUGAGGCUGAAAAAACUUUUACUUCAGCAUGACAACCAAAGCGUUUUGGCUCUUCUGCUUUCUCAUUAGAUCAUCUUGCAGCUCAGUGGCCGGAUCCCUGCCCUAUGCUGGGAAACCCAUUCAGACUCUCAAAGAUGCUUACAGUUCAGCUGACUCCACACCUGGCCAAGUCAAACUCCCAGCCUGGGGCACCAGCAGCACUGGGGAGAAUCACACUGAACACUGGCUUCUGUCCCACAUGAAUACGCAGUGGCCAAAACCGCCCGAAAUCCUCUCCCUCGCACCAGACAAAAAGAAACACCCCAAGUCUUCUCUAGAAAACAAUACAGGGCUGAGGAAGCACCUCAGGCAGUACGGAGGGGGCUUGACUCUGGAGAACCCUACGGAGGGGCCCUCUCUUACCUCCCUGGACUUCAAGCACGCAAACAGAAAGCAUACGGACAGGCGGCUGGCAGAGGCUGCUAACAGCGUGUCGGCUCAUUUCCAUCACGCAGGAUCUUCCUACGAAAAGAUCAGAUCCUUAGCAGAGGCACAUCCUUUCCCAGAGCCUGGAGCAGCAGAGUCAGAUGAUCCCAACCUGCUGCAUUCCUUCAACCGACCAGGCAAGACAAACCCCUAUAAGUACAUCGAUCCCUUAAAGAUCACCAAACCCUCCUGGGUCACCAACCGCCAGUCACCCAGCUUGCUGUAUCACUUCAGUGCGCUAAAGAAAGAUGCCGAUAAGGAGGAGGCAUGUCUGAGCGAGUGCAGGAAAGAGAGAGACGAAGUGGAGGCCUACUGCACGAGUGAAUUUGCAGUGAACGGAAUUGUUUAUAACGUGGAAAGACUGGGGAAUGGAGUCCAGUUGAUUACUCUUUUGGUAAACAGCGAUGGAUUAUACAAGAUGAGUCGCCUGUAUAUUACUCCUGACGGUUUCUUCUUCCGGGUUCACAUUCUAGUUGUGGAUACUUUAAACUGCAGUAAACCAUGCCCAGACUUUAAACUUGGCAGUAGAUACAUCGUGAUGGGUCAGAUCUACCACAAGAGACGACAGAUCCCAGCAAGCCUGCUGCAGUUCCUGCAAGGGCGCCUGAGGCCAGGGGAUGGAUUGCUAAGGAGUAGCAGCAGCUACGUGAAAAGAUUCAACAGGAAGAGAAAUCGCAAAGUGCAAGGGGCUCACACUAAAUGUGGAUAAGGCUGCGGUAACCUCCUUUUAGGACACAAGCAGUGGUAGAAUUCAGCCACCAGAAUAAACCUGGUUUAGCAACAGCAAGAGGUAGCUCUGCUUACACCUGACACCAUGACAGGCAAUUAUUUUUGUGCUUUAGCAGACUCCGAAUGUUCUUGACUAGGUACCUAUAUAUUGUGAAAUACAGCACAAAAAGCGUAAAGAACAUGAACUGAUCAUGAAUUUUCUCUAGCUGUUUUCAGAACCACAGGCUACUAUCGCCUCCUCCACUAUAAUGUAUUCCUAAUAACCUGUAGUCAUUAUAAAGUGAAAUUCUGGAGGCAUUCUUCUAGGUUCACAAAAAGUAACUGAACUUUGGAAGCCUUAACCCUGAAAAGUGUUAGAUAACACCAUAGCUUUACCUAGAGAAUGUCAACUGCACCUUCACACAACUCUGCUUAAAGCACUCUAUGCAUUUACUUCAAAGGAACCAUUCCUAUUGAUUUGGUUUCCUCAAACAUAUCCGCAGUUCUGAUAAAACUUGCACCAUUUUUCAAGUGGAGCUGGAUUUUCAUAUAAAGCACACAAAAUAGCUAUGCAAUUACUCAAGUAUAUGAAUUCACUAACUGAAAGCAAGUCAAGUAACUGCAUAACAUAAAUGCCCAAUUAGGCUUACAAGUAACUGCAUAAAUUGAUGCCAAGGAAUGCAAAAUAAGCAUGCAAUUGCAUGGCCAUUUUGCAUGCCUGGUUACACUGUUAGUGCCUUAAACUUCAGUUCUAGAACUGUGUACUGAAUGUAAUUUUACUGUGAGAAAUAUUAUAAAGUUUGUACUUGCACAUCAGUAAAGUUACUUUUAAGAUACAA
Messenger RNA from Rhea pennata, 2012 nucleotides. It is a transcript of the gene C19H17orf58, whose product is annotated as chromosome 19 C17orf58 homolog. Gene Ontology annotation, molecular function: protein binding. NCBI's taxonomy places the organism in Eukaryota, Metazoa, Chordata, Aves, Rheiformes, Rheidae. The transcript has 5 exons. Bases 29 to 1174 code for a protein of 381 amino acids. The record is from RefSeq and is a predicted model, not a curated record.